AUGCUGCAAUGCCUCGGGGAAGAUCCGACCCGCGAAGGGCUUGUGGCUACGCCGGAAAGAUUUGCCAGUGCCAUGCUCUACCUUACCGAGGGCUACUCCCAAGAUCCCUUAGAUGUUGUGGAAAGCGCUAUCUUCAGGGAAAAUAGUCAGCUUGUCCUGGUCAAAGACAUCGAAAUAUGCAGUCUCUGCGAGCAUCACAUGCUUCCAUUCAUAGGAAAGAUUCACAUUGGCUAUGUCCCCAACGGCCAGGUGCUCGGUCUUUCCAAACUUGCUCGUAUUGCGAGUAUUUUUUCCCGUCGCUUACAGAUCCAAGAGCGGCUGACAGAGAACGUUGCUCUUGCUAUCGAGAGUAUCCUAAAGCCUCAAGGAGUGGGCGUGAUCAUUGAAGCAACACACAUGUGUAUGAUCAUGCGAGGCGUCAAGAAAUCCAAUGCAGUGGCGACAACUAAAUGGAUGACGGGUGUACUACAGGAGGAUACCGCAGCUAAAAAGGAAUUCUAUUCUUUGUUGAAUCGUUAG
Messenger RNA from Aspergillus calidoustus, 519 nucleotides. Lineage: Eukaryota; Fungi; Ascomycota; Eurotiomycetes; Eurotiales; Aspergillaceae. The record is from the annotation of a GenBank genome assembly.